CAGUGUGUCCGAGAUGGCGAGUGUGCUGUCGAGGCGGCUGGGGAAGCGGUCCCUGCUGGGUGCCCGCAUUUCUGCCCCCCCUCUGCUGGGGGAUGGGGUCCUUGUGACAACGCAAGUCUCAUCCUUGCACCCGGAGCUGAGCAAGAUGUCUUCUCCCCUUGCUUCGUACGAGGACACCCACUUAAAGGAGCAGGCUGAAGAGUCCACCAAUCAGAACCAAAACUGGCUGGCGCUGCAACCGGGACAAAAGGUUUACGUCUUCUACAACGGGCAAGAAAAUGCUGGUCUAGUGGACCACUAUGACCGCAUGAGCAAUGAAGUGAAGGUGUUGCUCCUGGAGCAGGGAUUUCACGUCUGCAGGAAAGCCAAGGAAGUGCGGCUAGCUGAGGUCCAGAUACCACCUCUCCCAACCCUUGAGAUGGACCAGGGAGCUGCCACAACGAUGGGCUACAGCACCGUCCCUGUAGCGAUGGAAGAGUGUCUGACCGCGGCACCUGUUGCCACAGCGUCUGCUCCACGAUCAGUUUCUAGGAAUAUUGAUGUACCAAAAAGGAAAUCGGAUGCCGCGGUGGACAUGGACGAGAUGAUGGCAGCAAUGGUCUUGACCAGCUUAUCCUGCAGUCCAGUGGUCCAGAGCCCCCCUAACAGUGACACCAGCAUCCCUGCAUCUCAAGCUGCAUGUGAUGUGUGGAAGGAGAGCGGCGAUAUGUCAGACGGUGGCAGUAGUACCACCAGCGGGCACUGGAGUGGUGGCAGCGGCAUCUCCACCCCUUCACCCCCCCACUCUGAGGCCAGCCCCAAGUAUGCAAGCGAGGCCUUCAGUUCCCCUCGGGCUGAUGAUGGCUUUGAGACAGACUCGGAUCCUUUUGUCUUCGAGGAGCCUGCUCCGAGGAAAAGAAAGAAUUCAGUGAAGGUGAUGUACAAGUGUUUGUGGCCCAGCUGUGGCAAAGUCCUUCGCUCCAUUGUUGGAAUCAAGAGACAUGUGAAGACUCAGCACUUGGGAGAUGGCGCCAACUCUGACCAGAGGAAGAGGGAAGAAGACUUCUACUACACUGAAAUGCAAGUGAAGGAGGAGGCGCCACCCGAGCCCACAGGGACCGUGGCCAACCCCCCUUCAGACUCCUCCCCCAUCAUCAUCCAGCAGGCUCCAUCCCAGCCCGAGGCCCUUGUUCUGGAUCAGGCCACCCCUUUGGAGCCUCCCUUGCCCAGCAGUGCCCUCAGCCAGUCUGCCCCCAGUUCUUUUUGGCAUAUCCAGGCCGACCAUGCAUACCAAGCUUUGCCAUCCAUUCAGAUCCCAGUCUCCCCACACAUAUUCACCAGUAUCAGCUGGGCGGCAGCCACAUCCACCAUUCCUACGUUGUCGCCGGUUCGAAGCCGGUCCCUGAGUUUCAGUGAGCAGCAGCAGCCACAGCCCCAGCAGCCGCCGCCGCCCAUUCUGAAAUCCCACCUGAUUGUUGCGUCUCCUCCUCGGGCACCCAGUGGCACCAGGAAAGUCCGUGGUGAAGCCAAGAAGUGCCGCAAGGUUUAUGGCAUCGAGCACCGGGAUCAGUGGUGCACAGCCUGUCGGUGGAAAAAGGCCUGCCAACGAUUUCUGGACUGAGAGCACAC
Messenger RNA from Euleptes europaea (tarantolino), 1608 nucleotides. It is a transcript of the gene ZNF395, whose product is annotated as zinc finger protein 395. Gene Ontology annotation, biological process: regulation of transcription by RNA polymerase II. Gene Ontology annotation, molecular function: DNA-binding transcription factor activity; RNA polymerase II cis-regulatory region sequence-specific DNA binding. Gene Ontology annotation, cellular component: nucleus. Bases 14 to 1600 code for a protein of 528 amino acids. The record is from RefSeq and is a predicted model, not a curated record. The transcript has 9 exons. NCBI's taxonomy places the organism in Eukaryota, Metazoa, Chordata, Lepidosauria, Squamata, Sphaerodactylidae.